Molecule: messenger RNA, 510 nt
Organism: Protopolystoma xenopodis
Lineage: Eukaryota; Metazoa; Platyhelminthes; Monogenea; Polystomatidea; Polystomatidae
Source: the annotation of a GenBank genome assembly
AUGGCCAGAGCUUUCAUUCAUCCACCUCCGCUGAUAUCUGCUGUGCCUGAUAGACCCAUCUCUGAUCCUCUCGAAGAGGCCUCUAAAACCGUUUCGUCACUUAACUCACAUGGAUCCGCUGCUGCACUGCCAGUUGUGGAGAAAUCGGUGUCUUUAGGAAAAACUCGCUGCCUUGGCUCCUCUGCAUCUUCCUUUCCCUUUGCCUUGGCACUCCAAGAAUGCUUGCUACACGAGGCAUUACUGUGCCUCGGACAGCUUGCAGCUUUGCAUCCUGAGAACCAGGCUGCUCUUCAGGCUGGCCAUCCUCCAACCCUACUUCAACGGCUUCUCAUUCGUCUUCCACUUUCAUACCAGACACGCGCUCCUCUAAAUCAUACUGUCUAUCCUACAUUAGUUGCUUGUUGUUACGCCAAUCCCCGUAACACCGCUUUAGUACGCCAAGAGUUGGCCUCUUGCAGGCUGAUUGCCGCUUACAUCCAGUUGUUUUCUUUGACCGUUUCAUUAAGCUAA